CAUGUAGGUUCGCUGCUCCUCGUUAAUUUUGCCAUUGGGUGGUUCUGUCAUGUAUUACACACGCACUUCAAUUCACAUACAUAGCAAUAACAACACUCAUUUAACAUAACAUGACCUCACACUCACAGCAUACCCACAACCUUCACAUCACUCAUUGCAUCACAUAACAAAACAUGCGUCAAGAGAGAGAGAGAGAGAGAGAGAGAGAGAGAGAGAGAGACCAACAGCAGGAAAAAGUGUGAGUUUUCCUUCAACAGAAGCAAUGCCGCGACUAAGGAGCUAAAAAUAAAAGUAAACACGCAAUCGCAGUAUCAGUGCUUGUUAGGAAAACUUUCUAAUACGAAAAUUACGCUGUAUUACCUCAAACUCCGAUAACUCUAACGUGUUCCUAGUGAUUGGUUUUCACUGUGCAAUGACGAACCGUUUUCUUUGUUUAUCAGUGGCUGGAGUAUUGUGUGUGUUGGUACUGUGUUAUUAUCAGAAAGACGGGAUAUUUCCAUCCACUCCAUUAGCUUCACCACCACCUUCACAAAUACGUGCCAUCAGACCUGCAUGUCGCUCCCUGUUCAUGAUUACCGCUCCCUCACCUAGAGCUAUCAAUACCACUUCCCUCCCCGGCAGUGUAGAUUUACGACGAGCACCACACCUGAUAGCUCCAAGACUAGGUGGCUUCCAGGACUCCCCACAUAUUGCAAGUGCUACUGUCCAGAAGACAGUGAAAAAUCGCCAGUCCUUCGGAAGAAUAUCAACAUCAGAUUAUGAAAAUCUAGCCAAGUUACUCCCUAGGCUGUUGUUUUCUGGUAACGUCAGUAAACUCGAGGAGGAAAUGACACGCCAGAUUGUUAAUAAAGAUGAAACCAAAACGAGCCAGUAUCACAAAAAAAUUAAAAUAAAACUCCCAUCUCCUUUUCUUCUGGGUGGAAGCAGGAUAGAGGCAGCGGGUGGAGUGUUGCCAUACGUGCCUUGCCUUAUCGCCUCGUAUUCCGACCCUACAAACUUCUACACCUGUGCCAAGAGGAGAUUACAAAAUGGGUCGCCACUGUGGCUAUAUUUCAUGGGCGACUCUAAGAUUAGAGACCUUUUUGAUGAGUUUCUGACACUCACAGAUCCAGCUUGUAACUACAUCGUCAGCUACUGGAACCUAAGUAACCCGUGGCCUGCGGUAAGGAAGAACCUCUUCUUCCUGCGGUGGAGCGACAUGGAGGCCACCACACCGGCGCUGCUUGGCAUGCGUGUCACCUAUACUUUCAGAAAAUUUUACUCUAUGGAGCCAUCCAGACUGAACGACACACAAGAAAUUACUCAACUUCGUCUGUGGGCUUCGGGAGGAGAGCCCCCGCCCAAUCUGCUGGUGAUUGGAUACUCCACUUGGAUGAUGCUCUGGCACAAAAACGCAAACAAAUUAGGUAUUCUGGAUUUCCUGGACGGACUGCGGCAGAUGCACUCGUUAGUUAUGCCGCUACUGCAGAAGAUCAGCCAGCGGACUCGGGUCCUGGUGCUGUGUCAAAGUCGCUUCCGUCCUUACUCUGAUGCGUCGCUCAAACAACGAGGUGCUCUCACUCCAGCUAACUUUGACUGGAGUGAAGCUACCGCACUAUACUUUCUACGCCACGGAGCCGAAGUCAACCCUUACGCUACUAUUGUUCAAUCUGCACUCCUGCUUGACAAUUUAAACUCUACGUCCUCCCAUUCCGAUGUGUGGUGGUGGGACUCCGGCCUCCCACUUAACCUCGCCGCUCAUCAGGAAUGUGAGGAGCUCCAUCGCCUGAAGUUGACUGACCAUCCAGUAUAUAGGGACUCCUUCUUGUCUUGUAACGACCCUCACCACGCGGGCAGACUAGCCAACACGGAUUUGGUGGUGAUGUUACUAAAUAUGAUAUGUAACUCCGUGCUGCAGCUGGACCAACGUCAUUGCUGUUCCUGACAACUCUGCUGGUUACUACCUUAUGGAAAUAUUUGCACCGCAGUCAUUUGUCGGUAUUCAGAAGCCAGUGUUACAAUGGGAUAUUCAAUCUAUCACUCAUUAGGACGCCAACUCUUAGCUCAAAGGAUGCACAGCUCCCCAUCCCUAGUCUGCUGAUCACCAAUUAUGCGAUACUAGUUGUCACCACUAUUCCGAUGUGUGGUGAGAAGUGCGAAGUUUCAGAUGCAGAGGAAUGUACAGUGUAUUGUUGUUAUUAUUUUGUAAUAAAACUGUUGAAGAAAAUCCCAUCUAACAAUUACAUUUAUUUUCUUUUUUUCAGUACAAAGAUAAUAUUUCCAUUUGUAACAAUCUUUGUCUCAUACAGUGGCACUUGUGUUGGCUUGAUGGACCUACAUCUGGCCGACUGAUUUCCUCUUAAACAUAAGUUGGCUUGAGAACAUCCCACAUGCGUGGCCAAGGUGACAAUGCCGUGUUAGGACCGCAGCCAGUCAUUAAAUGUAUCGAAAUUAAAGAGCUCUGAGAACUGUAUUAUGUAGGUCCAUCACCCAACUAUGUAAGAUUGAUCUUUCUGUAAAAUAAAUGUGUACUAUUUAUUAA
Molecule: messenger RNA, 2521 nt
Organism: Scylla paramamosain (green mud crab)
Lineage: Eukaryota; Metazoa; Arthropoda; Malacostraca; Decapoda; Portunidae
Exons: 5
Coding region: 413-1924 (503 amino acids)
Source: RefSeq, a predicted model, not a curated record